Molecule: messenger RNA, 570 nt
Organism: Emiliania huxleyi CCMP1516
Lineage: Eukaryota; Haptophyta; Isochrysidales; Noelaerhabdaceae
Exons: 1
Coding region: 1-570 (189 amino acids)
Source: RefSeq, a predicted model, not a curated record
AUGCGCAGCGUGGGCGCGCAGAGCGACUCAUUCUUCAGACGGUCGCGCACAGCGAGGUUUCCAAAGUUGGGCGCGAGCAUGAGUGAGAAGACUUGGUCUGCAGCGUCAAACCAGCUGCGCUCUCUGAGCUGGCAGUCUUGCAGAUUAUGCGGGGCGACCUCCGCCGCGUUUGCUGAGACGUCUGCCCAUCCAGUGCGCAGGUGUAACACUACCAAGGCGCGUCGCGCACUGAAGUUGUUGCAAUGGAUUGCCAGCUUGCCUGCGUCGGACCACGCUGGUGGCACCUCCGUGCGAAGCUCUGCGUGCAUAGAGCGUACGGACUCCACAACUGAGGCCUUGGGCCUGCUCGUGAGUGCCUUGACGGCGCAAGGGAUGUCGCCCGGCUUUCUCGGGAUCAACUUUGGCGCAUCGAAGAAGUCCUCGAACUUGUACAAGCGGCCGCCGGCGUGGCGGCUGCUAUUCACAAGCGCGCUGCAGUUUUGUCUGAAGGCUUCUCGAGCGAGCCCACCAACGAUUGGCACCGUGUUGCCGAGCCCACCCGUCAAUCUGGAUGGCCACACUGUCAGCUGA